AUGCCAGUUCAUGUGCUCACUACAUCAGGAUCAUUCGGAGCGUCACCUGUCGCUAUUCGCAACAAAGCAAAUGAGCUACGUGAUGAAUGCGAGGCAACUCCGUGCCCCUUCAUCAAAUAUCGUUUUCCCGAACUGUUGGACGAAUCCCGGGCUGCCAUGAGUAACUUUCUUGGUGUACCAGAGUCAACCAUUGUCUUUGUUCCAAAUGCGACCACUGGAAUCAAUACAGUUAUGCGAAAUAUGGUCUGGAGUAGUGACGGAAAAGAUGAGAUUCUUCAGUUGGAUAUCAUAUAUGGAGCAUGUGGGAAGACGACCAAUUAUGUUUGUGAAGCCAAUGAAGGCAGGGUUCGCACCAGAGAGAUUCGGCUCAUAUAUCCAGUUGACGACUCUGAGAUGGUCUUUGCAUUUCGAAAAGCGAUCCACGAUUCACAGAGAGAAGGCUACCGCCCGCGAAUUGCUAUCUUUGACACAAUUUCGUCCAACCCGGGUCUUCGACUUCCAUUUGAGGAACUCACAGCUGUCUGCCGUUCAGAGGGUGUACUGAGUCUGAUUGAUGCCGCCCACGGAAUUGGGCAAAUCGAUCUCAAUCUAUCAUCCCUGGAUCCAGACUUCUUGAUCAGCAACUGCCAUAAGUGGCUGUUUACUCCUCGCUCAUGUGCUGUGUUUUACGUCCCCAAGCGCAACCAAGCCAUGAUGCGAAGCACUCUACCAACAAGCCACGGGUUCAUUCCUCGAUCGCCCGAGAAGGGAUCUUGUGUCAGUUCCAAGGAGUCAGUGAAUGAAAAAACAGAAUUUGUUUCCAAUUUCGAGUUCGUUGGAACAGCCGACAACUUUUCGUUCUUAGCAGUGCCUGAAGCUAUCCGGUGGAGACAGAAGGUGUGUGGUGGUGAGACCGAGAUUCGGAAUUACUGCAUUCAACUUUCCCGCACCGGUGGACAGAGGGUUGCAGAUAUUCUAGGGACUGUGAUCCUGGACAACGCUGCCCAUACUUCGACAGACUGUUUCAUGGUCAACAUCCUCCUUCCUAUCAAGAAACCCACUUCGGGAAACGGGAGUCUGGUCAAAGGACAAGGUAAACCCGAUACGACCGUGACUGAAUGGAUGCAGCAGACUAUGAUCAAGUCAUACAACACAUUCAUGCCGGUAUUCCCCUUUCAAGGAUCUUGGUGGGUUCGACUCAGCGGCCAAAUCUAUCUUGAGACCAGCGACUUCGACUGGGCUGGCUGGACACUAAAAGACCUCUGCAAGAAGCUACAAGAGGAAGAUUGUGAUCGGUGA
This is a messenger RNA of Penicillium robsamsonii, 1278 nucleotides long. RefSeq names its product Pyridoxal phosphate-dependent transferase major region subdomain 1. NCBI's taxonomy places the organism in Eukaryota, Fungi, Ascomycota, Eurotiomycetes, Eurotiales, Aspergillaceae. The record is from RefSeq and is a predicted model, not a curated record. The coding region runs from base 1 to 1278 and encodes 425 amino acids. The transcript has a single exon.